This is a messenger RNA of Penaeus monodon (black tiger shrimp), 591 nucleotides long. RefSeq names its product keratin-associated protein 21-1-like. The record is from RefSeq and is a predicted model, not a curated record. The transcript has 2 exons. Bases 1 to 591 code for a protein of 196 amino acids. NCBI's taxonomy places the organism in Eukaryota, Metazoa, Arthropoda, Malacostraca, Decapoda, Penaeidae.
AUGGUCAUGGCUUUGGCCAUGGACACGGAAUUGUGUUGUACAUCAUCACGGUUUUUGGCCCUGGGCACAGGAAUCGGAUUUGGCCACGGUUUCGGACACGGCUACGGCCACGACAUAUACAAACGCGAAGCCAAAGCCGACCCCGAAGCCAAGGCCGACCCGAAGGCAGAACCCGGCUUUUCCCAUGGCUUUGGAGGCCACGGCUUCGGCGGUCAUGGUUUUGGCGGCCAUGGAUUUGGACAUGGUGGGUUGGGAAUAGGUCAUGGCUUCGGCCACGGACUCGGUCACGGCAUCGGCCAUGGCCACGGUCAUACUGUCAGCCAUGAAGUUAUCCAUGUUGGACAUGGCCAUGGUCAUGGUCAUGGUCUUGGUCAUGGAAUCGGGUUUGGCCACGGUUUUGGACAUGGGCAUGGACAUGGAUUUGGCCAUGGUCUCGGCCAUGGAAUCGGGUUUGGCCACGGCCUUGGACAUGGAUAUGGACAUGACGUACAUAUUGUAGAACACGGAAUCGGACCUGGUUUUGGACACGGACUCGGACAUGGUUUUGGCCACGGGAUUGGCCAUGGGUUUGGAGGCUACGGACACCACUAG